Messenger RNA from Leishmania braziliensis MHOM/BR/75/M2904, 2817 nucleotides. Its product is annotated as putative DNA repair and recombination protein, mitochondrial precursor. Gene Ontology annotation, molecular function: DNA helicase activity; ATP hydrolysis activity. NCBI's taxonomy places the organism in Eukaryota, Euglenozoa, Kinetoplastea, Trypanosomatida, Trypanosomatidae. The transcript has a single exon. The coding region runs from base 1 to 2817 and encodes 938 amino acids. Gene Ontology annotation, biological process: telomere maintenance; DNA repair. The record is from RefSeq and is a predicted model, not a curated record.
AUGCUUAGGCGUCUGACGAGCCGUAGCGGAUUGCAGAAAAAGUUCAACCCAGUAGCCGCCGAGUACGGGAAGAGAAGUACAGCCGUUAUCUCAACUGCUGAGAGUGUUCACUGGAAGAAUGUUCUGCCGCUGCGACGCCAGCAUGGGGCUCAGCGAGCUACAAGAGAUCCUUCGACCCUCCGCAUGCUCAUGAGUGCGUCUUCACAGCGUGCGGUAUACAACAAACAUCGAAACAAGCCCAUUUCUCAGAGCAAUAGAGCACAGCCAACAGCGAAGGAAGAGAAGGAGGGGUGCAGCACGAAAGACAAUGUCGCCGCUGCUGACGACCAGGCGGGGUUUUGCGGUGUGUCCGACGUUACCUUGCUGCCAGAGACAGGUAAAGCUGCUACGGAGUUCCUCCUGACACGUGAGCAAGCCACCGUGUGCGACUUGGCGUGCGAAGGUGCAUCGCUGUUCAUUGGAGGCGAGGCGGGGACCGGCAAGUCUUACCUAGUGCGUGCCAUUGCAGAGAGGCUGGAGGCCCAGGGGCUGCGCAUCGCCAUCACCGCCUCUACCGGUAUUGCUGCGUUGAGCAUUGGUGGCAACACCUUCCACAGCACUUUCGGCGUGCCUCUACACAGUCCAGACAACAUGAUAAACCUGUCGAGGAGGCCCCCACCCACAGAUCCCAUCUUCGACAUUGACGACGCUUCCAAGGAGGGGGGCGAUGAUGAUGGAGCCAUCGAGGAGGAUGUGGCCCAAGUGGAUUUCGCGACAGGACCUUCGGUUGGCAAACUAGGAAACCCGCGUCGACUUCAAUUCAGAAACACCAGGGUGCUCGCGGAGGUGGAUGUAGUGAUCAUCGAUGAAAUUUCCAUGCUGCAUGCGGGGGUACUCGAGUCCUUUGAGCGUGCAGUACGUCGCAUGGCAGGACGUGACUCCAGUCGACCCUUUGGUGGGCUGCAGAUGAUUCUCUCUGGUGACUUUCUUCAGCUCACGCCGUUUGGCUCCGUCGAUGCUCCUCUUGGCAGGCGGCGGCGCUACCGUAUACUUGACGAGAAAAACAAGUGCAUGGAAGACGAGAGCAGUAUCGUGUGCCAAUGCGUCAGUCCCGAUGUCCUCGAUGCGCAGGCGACCGUAGACAAGGCCGCAACCACCGCUGAGCUGGCAGUGAAAUCACGCGAUACCUCCGUCUCCUCCACCUUGACUGAGGUAGAGAGCGCGUUAGCUGUGAAACAAGACAAGAGGAAACGAGCGUCCAGUGUGUCUGAUUCUACCAUCACCCAACAUCGUUACCGCGACCUGUGGUACUAUGACAAGCCCAUGUUCGAGAGCUGGUGCUUCGUCCACCAUCUCCUCCACGUGCAGCUUAGAGAACAGCGGCGUCAGCAGGAUCAGGUGUUUUCCUCUGAUUUGAAUCGUUUGCGGCAGGGCAGCUUCCCUUAUCGACUGUCGCGCUCUGCUUUUCUGAACGCGCCGGCCGAGGAUGCUGUGCGCCUGUUACCAACCAAGAGGGCGGUCAAGAACUACAAUGACAGCAAGAUGCUGGAGCUGGAGGGCGACGAGCAGCUUUUUCACACGAAGCUUACCAUGACAGAGGCGAUGUGCGCUUCUUCCGUGGGUACCGUGCAGGAACAGAAGAGGGGAGAUGCCCACAGUGGCGGCAACUGCGAAGCUGUGCUGCUCGUGCACUAUCGUCUCUGUUCCCCUACCGAAAAAGGGAAAGCUGCGCUCAAACGUCGAGGGCGACUACGGGAUGCAGAGGCGACUGCUGUUGCUCGUAACCUGGAGGAUGUUUGUCGUUUUCCUCGCAACUGUCUCCAAGUCUAUGGGCUGCCCGCACCGCUCUCGUACUCAGCAUCAUUGUCGGCCGUGUGCGUUCGCUGCAGUGGUGCAACUUACCGCAUUGCAGAGAGUCGACGAUUCGCAGUGAAGAGGCUGCUGGAGAUGUGGUCUGGUGUCCCUGGCACUGGAUCGAGCGAGGCUACGUCAGGAAACGCCAAAGACACGAAGGAGAACACACCAUCAAUCACUCUUCUGCAGUCUCGGAGCGCUUUGUUUCCGCGAGAGCUAGUGCGUGUGGAAGCCGUGGAAGCACGGCAACUGAUGCGUCGGCUGCAACCGCUCAUACAGGAGCACUUGCGCAAUGCGAUCCGAAAAGACACUGUGCUUCAGGACAAGCGGCUCAAGGUGGGGUGCCGUGUGAUGCUGCUGCGCAACUUGACACAGCAGUACGUCAACGGCUCUCUUGGCAGGGUCGUUGGGUUUCGACCGCUCUCGGCGUGCACGGAUCUCUUGCCAGGGGAGAUGAAGGCGCGUGCGACUCCCAUGCACCUGCUCGCUCAUUUCGCUACAUGUUGCCCAGAGAGCGGACACGGUGCCGUUGCGAACGCCGUGCAGGUUCCUGUGGUGCGGAUGGACGCAGGGGGAGACGAUAUUGCAAUUCCUUGGAUUACCCUGCCAGUUUCGGUCGCGAAGCAAGACUGGUGCUUCACCCUACGUGCUACCUGCAUCCCGCUGACACCGGCGUACGCCUUCACAGUGCACAAAAUUCAAGGAGUUACGCUGCACCAUCCGGUGCUUUUUGACGCGGAAGGAAUGUUUCCCUGCGACCACCUCGUGUACGUGGCUGCGAGCCGCGUGCGCAAGUUCGAGCAGUUGCGCAUGGUGAAUCUCUCGCCACGGAUGAUAUCGGUGCACAAACCCUCGCUGCUCUUCACCCAAAGGAUCCCAAGCGUCGAGGCCUCAGUCAAAAGGUGGGCUCUGUGGAAGUCGAAGCCGCGCUCCGAGAAGUUUUUCUACUUUCCUUCUCACCUUACCCGAGAGUCAACUGAGUAG